AUGGCAAAAGACUCUGUCCCUACAGUUACGGUCAUCGGCUCCCUUAACACUGACCUCGUUACUCGAACGUCCCGGGUGCCAGAAGGAGGUGAAACUCUGACCUCACAGGCCUUCAAAACAGGAUCUGGUGGUAAAGGGGCCAAUCAAGCGGUUGCAUGUGCUAGACUUUCUCGUCGGAAGGCCGCGCCAGGCGAUGGCACGGUCAAAGUCAGAAUGAUUGGCGCUGUUGGUGACGACUUCUUCGGCAAAGCUUUGGUUCAAGAUCUGAAAGACAGUUUCAUCGAUGUCAGUGGCGUUACUGCACGGUCAGAUGAGCAUACGGGAACAGCAGUGAUCAUUGUGGAAGAGAGUACUGGAGAGAACAGAAUCCUGCUGUCUCCCGGCGCAAAUCACGGCCUUACACCCGAAACAUUCGUUGAGUUGCCUGCACCGCUACCGGACGUGAUUGUUCUCCAGCUUGAAAUUCCUCUUGAGACAGUUCUGCAAGUUCUGACCGUCGCUAAAAGCCAGCACGUUGAGGUUGUAAUGAACCCCGCACCCGCUCAGAAAUUGCCCUUGGAAGCCUACCAAGCCAUCACGCAUUUGAUUGUAAAUGAGUCGGAGGCAUCCAUCAUCACUGGUAAUGAAAGGAAAAGCAUCGAUUGGGCUGAGCCUGGAGAAGGGUGGAGAGCUCUUUAUCGCCUCGGCUCGCAGCAUAUAACGGUCACGCUGGGAUCUCGCGGCGUUCGCUACGCACUAUGCCAUGACAAGGAGGCAGAAUUGGACAUCAAGUCACUAGACGCCAAAAAAGUUCAAGUCAAAGAUACUACAGCUGCGGGCGAUACUUUUGUGGGCGCAUAUGCUGUCGGCAUUGCGACGAACAAGAGCAAAGACCCGAAAACCAUGAUGCGCAUCCUGGCUCGCGCAAACGAGGCGGCUGCCCUGACUGUUGCACGAGAAGGCGCGCAGGCUGCAAUUCCAUGGGCUGACGAGUUGCCAUCUCUUGGGGCGCAAGCUUGA
Messenger RNA from Bacidia gigantensis, 999 nucleotides. RefSeq lists its product as uncharacterized. Lineage: Eukaryota; Fungi; Ascomycota; Lecanoromycetes; Lecanorales; Ramalinaceae. The coding region runs from base 1 to 999 and encodes 332 amino acids. The transcript has a single exon. The record is from RefSeq and is a predicted model, not a curated record. Gene Ontology annotation, biological process: D-ribose metabolic process. Gene Ontology annotation, molecular function: ribokinase activity.